Messenger RNA from Sus scrofa (pig), 4306 nucleotides. NCBI's taxonomy places the organism in Eukaryota, Metazoa, Chordata, Mammalia, Artiodactyla, Suidae. The record is from RefSeq and is a predicted model, not a curated record.
UCAGCCGGAUCGGCUUUCAGCUGCAGCCUCCGGGCCGGCCGGGAAGGCGGGGAGCGGGCGGCGGCGGAGGAGGAGGGGAGGCGGCGGCGGCUGCAGCAUCCAGAGCUGGCCGCGGAGGCCGGCGCGCCCGGCGCACAAAGGCGCCCAGCCCCUGGGAAGGCGAUGAGCGCACCGUAGCCCGGGCCCCAGCUCCAACCACCAAGGAGUGCGCCCCGGGCGUGGGGAAGAUGCAGGGCGCGCCGGGGGCCGGCGGCCGAGGUGCGGCCCGUGCGCCCUGAGCUAGGGACUCGCCGCCCUCCAGGUCCCGCGCGGAGCUUUGGCACGGCUAGCGAGCGGGCCUUGGCGCACCUCCGGGAUUCGCGCAGAAGGAGCUUCCCCACUCCCACUCGACCUCCCGCGCCCUCCCUCCGCGCCAGAACGCCAACUUCCCCAAGAACGCUCCAACUCCAGGCCACCCUGCCAGGCAGAGGGGGCGCUGCUGCUGGGCGCGAGCCGUGACGACGCGCCCCUGGCCCUGGGGAGCUAACCGGCAUCUUCGGGGUAGCUCCAGCGCCCCUGAGUGGGCGACGGUAGACGCCUCUCCCCGGAGUCAAGGACCUGCCAGGGCUGGCGAUUCCUCCUGGGCAGACUCUUGCCCUCUCUUUUAUGGAAUGAAGGGUUUCAGGCAGCCCCUUGGCUAGAACAGGCCACUCGGUGUAGAACAUCAGAGGGUGUGGAGGUACCUGGAGCAAAGUUACCAGAAGUCUCUGCCUCAUAGUCCUUUAAAAAAAUAGGUACGUAAGUGCAUGCAUUUAACUUAUGUGAACAUAACUAUACAGACUUGGCAAGAAAGAUCAGCAAUAAAAAAAUAAAUAAAACAGCAACAUAUUUUUAAUAAAGCAUGGUCCCUAAAUAAGUCUCUCCUGGUGUAUCUGCUGCUGCUCAGUUCAAGAAAUAGUAAUCUGUUCUGAGGCUGUAGGAAAAACAUUUGUCUGUGCCAAGCCCUUUGGGAAAUAGGAUGGAAGACCCAUAUCAAGCAUCAUGAAACUUGUAGACCUUCAGAAGAACUUACCAGGGCCGUGUCGACUGCAUGUGAUUUUUACGUCACAUAUUGAGUUAAUCUGCAUUUGAAAUGUGUACUUUAGUUAUGGAAAAAAGAAGUUUGUUGUUAAAAAUGCAAACUAUACAAGAGGCAUGGAGUGGAAAUGUAUCCUUCAGCUGGACAAUGCUUUCUAAUGCAGCCAGAGGUAGCAGGUGUCCAACACAGCAAUGGUCGGAGGUAGAGGCCAGUGGGGUGCUGGCCUCACCAGCAAGAAAUGCAGCAUGUGGUGCAGAAGACAGGAUGCAGGAUGAGGUCACAGGGAGAUGGGGGCAUGCCACAGAGAGUGCCUGGCGCCUCUUGGGGAUGGGAGGAGAGUGAAUGAGUGUCAGCCAGGACACGGAGGUGUGGGCAGGAUGUGGUUACUGGGGGCAGUCUGCUAUGAUUGGUUCCGAUGUGGGCCAUGCUGGGAGAUUCGGCAUGGGAGAAAUAAGCAACAGUGGGUCUUGAGGACUCCUGUGUGCCAAAUUAAGGGUGCAGUGUCUCCCUAGAUAAGCCACCUGCAGAGUUGAAUGACAGGGUAGGGGCGGGGUGGUCAGAUUUACCCAGUGGCAGCAUGGAGGGUGUAGAGGGUGGGUUGGGGGGCGCAGACUACAGUCAGAGAGCCCCACUGUGCAACUGUUUCGGUAUUCCAGGCAAGGUCUGAACUGAAGAAGAGCUGAAGACAUUGAGGGAGACCGAGAGACAGGGGGAUCCAGGGCGAAAUGGGAGCGUGCUGAGAGGAGCCUGGUUUGCAGAGAAGAAAGAGGCUGCCUCCAGUCCUGGGCAGGUGGAUUCUGAGAUGCCAGUGGCCCCUGACCACCCAUGUCUGAUAUCUAGACAAGGUGGGCGUGUCCAAAGGGAAAGAGGCCAGCUGGCUUUACAAGGUCAUUUGAAGGAGCACCUAGUCUGCAGUGGCCAGAGGCUUCCAGGAGCUUGGGCCCCUGCCCCAGCCCCGUAGAGGCUGUGGACGCAUACGGUCCGGAAGCCUGGUUUCCAGCCCCGUGGCCCAUCCCUGGCUGCGGGGCGUGGAAGCUCCCAUAAGGUAGCGGUGGCCGGCAGCGGCCCCGUCCCAGCAGCAAGCCAUGGGCCAGAAGCUCUCCGGGAGCCUCAAGUCAGUGGAGGUGCGAGAGCCGGCACUGCGGCCAGCCAAACGCGAGCUGCGGGGAGUGGAGCCGGGGCGGCCGGCGCGGCUAGACCAGCUACUGGACAUGCCGGCAGCGGGGCUGGCGGUGCAGCUGCGGCACGCGUGGAACCCCGAGGACCGCUCGCUCAACGUCUUCGUCAAGGAUGACGACCGACUCACCUUCCACCGGCACCCAGUAGCUCAGAGCACAGACGGCAUACGUGGCAAGGUGGGCCACGCCCGCGGCCUGCACGCCUGGCAGAUCCAUUGGCCAGCGCGGCAGCGGGGCACGCACGCCGUGGUGGGCGUGGCCACGGCGCGCGCCCCGCUGCACUCGGUGGGCUACACGGCGCUGGUGGGCAGCGGCCGAUCGUGGGGCUGGGACUUGGGCCGCAGCCGCCUCUACCACGACGGCAAGAACCGGCCCGGUGUGGCCUACCCCGCCUUCCUCGGGCCUGAGGAGGCCUUCGCGCUGCCCGACUCGCUGCUCGUGGUGCUGGACAUGGACGAGGGCACGCUCAGCUUCGUCGUCGAUGGCCAGUACCUGGGUGUGGCCUUCCGUGGCCUCAAGGGCAAGAAGCUGUAUCCGGUGGUGAGUGCCGUGUGGGGCCACUGCGAAGUCACCAUGCGCUAUAUCAACGGCCUUGACCCUGAGCCUCUGCCAUUGAUGGACCUGUGCCGGAGAUCCAUCCGCCUGGCCCUGGGCCGCCAGCGCCUUCAGGACAUCGGCUCUCUGCCUCUGCCUCAAUCUCUCAAAAACUAUCUGCAGUACCAGUGAUCUGGGGGCUGAGGGGCAGCAGGGGGCACCCCCAGCCCUGGGUCAUCAUUUCCCGGUCACACAGGGCUCCCUCCUCGCCCUGGUUCCCCAGGACAUUCAGAUUCAGUGCUUUGAAAGGCAAGGACGUCUUCCCAACUUUGAAAAUGGAAGGUCUGUUGCCAACCGAUUUGCUGCCUUGGGAGCAGCCCUCUCAAGUCAGACACCUCCUGGGAAGCCGCGAGGACCCUGGAGCCUGCGUCGGGCGGAGAUCCUGCCCGCUGCCAGGCAGGACACAGCGGCCACCAGUAUUGAUCUGAGAGCCUGUUUCCCUAUUCAAGAGAAUGAAUAAAACAUUGGGGCAGGAGACUGUAUUGUGAGCCCCGGUGCAGUCAGGGCCAGGGGAAAAUGGGCCAGCUGCGGCAGGAGAUUGCCUCUGAAUAAUGAAUGGUGAAAGCAGCUUGAAGCUGGCGCCCCUCUGGCCCCCCGCCUCCCCCCGGGCCAGGGCAGCAGGAUUCUGUGCCCCUUUGGAGGACUGAUACGCAGGAAUGCCCAGCUGCGGAACUGGCAAGGCAAAGCGGUAUUGAGGACCCCGCCCCCGGCUUACCUCUGAACCCUUGUUUACUUCCCCCUCACGCGCCCUCCUUCCCCACCCACACCCCGGGUCUCUGGAUGCCCCCGGCACCCACCUCUAUUCAGGGAAGAGUCUGACGAUUUCACACAGGGACAGAGUGUAUCCUUUAUUAUUAUUAUUAAGUAGCAUCGAAUUUUAAAAGAGGAGUGUGGUGAGGGCAGUACGUAGUCCAAAGGUGCUAAUGGGGCAGUUGGGGGCCUGGUGACACCCAUGGGGGUGAUGUCCUCUGCCUGGGGAGCCUUCCUGGGGUAUUGAGGGUUUCCAGGCAACCAUCACUUCAGGAUGCAGCCUGGCUGCCACAAAGCUUUAUUUGAGCGAAUUAUUUUUUCACUUUAGGAGACUUGUUCGGGUUUGUUUCUGUUUCACUUGCCCACGGGCGCGCGUGCAUGUGCGUGUGCGUGUGCGUGUGUGUGUGUGUGUGUGUGAUGUGCCAUUUCUUAGCUUGGGGCCUUGGGGGUGGCCUCGUAACUGGUCGGGUGGGUGUGGGGCAUUUACUCCCUCUGCCUCAGCCUGUCCUCCUCCAGGAACGACGAUGCUGCUGCUGCUGCUGCUGCCGCCGCUACCGCUGGGCAUCUCCUAUGUCUCCAACGCUCUCUGCCCAGACUGAUUUUUAACUGGAAACUGUCACAGCAGUGGGAUACCAGAGCCCCAGACAGCACUGUCUCCCGCCACUUUAAUGUGAAUUUGACUGACAAAUGAGGAGCGUUUCUAGUAAAGUUUGUUGUUCAUCCUUCA